This is a messenger RNA of Tetrahymena thermophila SB210, 1554 nucleotides long. RefSeq lists its product as hypothetical. The record is from RefSeq and is a predicted model, not a curated record. Lineage: Eukaryota; Ciliophora; Oligohymenophorea; Hymenostomatida; Tetrahymenidae. The transcript is spliced from 6 exons.
AUGUUUAACAUUUACUAGUUUGAGAAUGAACUCAAAGAACAGAUUUAAUAUGAAAAAAAGAGAGUAAACGAGUAGAAAUGGAAGGAAAAAAGAUAGAUUUAAAAGGAUUAAAUGGUUGAGAACUACAAAAAAAGACUCAACUAAUUUCUCUCAGAAAUGAAGUAAAAGCCAAUUAAGAUAUAUGAUGAUAUUGUUGAUAUGAAAUUGAACUUGGUCAAUAAGUUUAGACCUGAGGACGAGUCAAAGAUAAUAGGACCAAAAAUAAUGAAACUAAAAGAUUACCCAAGCCGUGCAUAAUCCCCAAAUUAUGUGAGUCAUAAGCAAAGUCAAAACAUGUCUCUUGAUAUGUAUGAAAGUAAUAAAUCGCUAAAUCAAACAAAUCCUUUCAUUCCAUUUAAACCUUAUCAAUUUCGCUCAAGAGAAAAGAACAAGGAACUUUAUGGUGAUAUGAAGUUUAAAGCUUCAUUUAAAAAUGAGCGAGUAGUUGAUUAGUUAUUUGAGUAAGGUAUUGGUGGUUUAAGGAGUGACCAUCCUUAUGUCCCUCAAACUGCACCUACUUCAUAUAAUAAAAAGGUUAGCUUGAGGGAUUAAAUAGGAAAAAUAAGAAUAAGACCUAGCACAACAAAAAAUGACAUAUUUAUAUCAUAAAAUAAUAGCUCAUAAAACCUGGAACAAGAUCAGUAAGACAAUAAAGAUAAUUUGAUAUUAAUGUAGAAUUAGAUAAAUAAACAAACUAAUUAGCAUUAGUAAAUCUUAAAUAACUCUUCUAUUAUCAAAGAGCAUAAAAGCUUUUAAAACAAUUUUGUUUCUGAAAUGUAUGCUAAUGGUAACAAUAGGUUUUAGACAAACUCUGGAAAAAAUAGAAACAAAAGCCUUCCAUAUGAUUCUAAUUCAAAAAGCUUAACAAGUAAUGAUAUGUCAGUUGAAGACUUAAAUGUUAUUAAAAAGAAAGACUUAACAAAUACUUUAAGUUAAAAGAAUGAUCUAAACUACUUAAAAUAAAAUUAAAAUAUAAAUUAGAUUGUAAAGUCAAAAAGGUCUAGCUCUAUUUAAAUAAAUGAUUAUUUGAAUAACUAAAAACACGAAAACAAUCAGUUAACAAAUAACAUAAACAUAAAUAAUUUAAACUAUUAAUCAAAUAAAAACACAUUAAACAUUAGCACCCCAGAAAAAAAUACAUAUUAAAAUUAAAUGUAGAAGAUUCAUCACCAUAAUAACAGUCACAUUAAAGGAUAAAAUAUAUUACCAAUCUUGCACUAAAAAACACACUUUAAAGCUCUGACUGAACUAGCAAUCAAGCAACCUUUACUAAAAAGUGAAUUAAAAGAAGUUUAUGAUGAAAAUUUAGUUGGAAACCUGAUUGAAACAAAUCAAAUUUUUGAUGAUUAAGUUACAUCUGAUGCAAUAUAAGUAAUGAAUGAAUGUAACAUUUUUAGAACUAAGCAUAAAAAUGUAAAGGGUAUUAGAGGAACUUUAAGAAAUACUUCAAAUAACUUCAAUUAAAAUAAUUAAAUACAUAUUAAAGAAAAUAGUAUGAAGUAUAGUUUUGCUUGA